This is a messenger RNA of Anisakis simplex (herring worm), 921 nucleotides long. Lineage: Eukaryota; Metazoa; Nematoda; Chromadorea; Rhabditida; Anisakidae. The record is from the annotation of a GenBank genome assembly.
AUGCUAUUAGGUGCGUGGGAUUUUGCUGAAGUGAUUCGUUUUGGAAGGUUCGAGGUUUGGAAAUCUGAUUUGGAAUCAGAUUUUCGAUGACAUUUCUACGUCAAAACAAUAUGCGUCCUCCCGGCUGCAGAUCCUCAGCAACGACACAACGACAUCAAAGAAGAGUUGCUGAAUCUAGCCGCUUUCAUCACUCGAAAAACUGCAGAAUAUGAAAAAGCAGUUCUAGAGACAUCAGCCGUCGUGUUCAUGGCCAAUGUUCUGGCCAAUCGUGUUGCCUGCUGGGAAUUUGCUGUCCAAUUGACGAAACUCUAUGAGGCGUUCACAUUCUAUCGAUACGAUGAGUUUUCAUCAAAAUGGAACGAGAUGAAGCUGUCCGCAGAUACGCCUCAAGAUCUGAAGGAUUCACUGGCGAAAGUCAGUGAGUUGUUCGAUCGAUGGGAUGCUUUCUUGGGCCGGGUGGAUAGCCAGUUGGAUAGGGUUUUUGCAACGCAUUCGCUGGAUGAUCUCGCCGACAACCAGUCUCAUAGUUUGCAAUUGACUGAACAGACGGCCACAACAACAACAACGGUGAAACGACGAAGUACACUGAAGGCAUUCCUAGAAGAUAGUGCCUAUGAUAUGACACUGAUAUCGGUUGUUGUGUCAUUUGAACAUUCCGACUGCAUUGAGCAUACCGUCCGGAUUUUUGAGCACCUACACAACUUUCAUGAGUGCGGAUGCGAUGUGCUCAUGUUGACGAGUGGAUCGGCCGGAAAAGGAGGCGGGUUCCUGAAAAUAGUUGGUGUGCCAUUUAAGCACAUAAUGGACGAGCAAGAAGCGUUCACUAGACUGCUGAAGUGUCGUCAAUCGGCCGUUUCAUUGGCUGGUUCCAAAGCGUUGCACAAGGUACGCUACGGUACAUUCCAUACUGUGGAAGUUUAA